GUCGUAAGCAACUGUUGAGAAUGGCCGCUUCCUUGAACGCUUCUCUGAGCAAGGCAUCGGCCCUGACCCCCCUCUCUUCCUCCAAUCUGCUCUGCAAAGCCUCCUCGGUUCCUGUGGUUGCCGCACCACUGUUGCGCUCAAAGAUGCUCGGUCGGUUGGGCGCCCAGUUGGGGAGAAGUCUGCAGCUCUCAAGCCUCAAAACCGAGGUCUUAGGGACUGCAAAUGGAGCCCGGACUUUGGCAUCAUUCGCGGGGAAAUUCCGGCAGAACGUAGGAUAUGCCCAGCCCCCCCAACAGGAAGAAGCGAGCCCUCCCAGUCAGAGCGGCAAAGGGGGCCUUCGUGAGGUUCCGUUCAGCAAGGACAUCACGAACCACAUCCGCGUGAUGGGCCGCCUUGGCUUCGAUCCCGAGCUGAAGCGCCUCGAGACGGGGCGCACCGUGACCAAGAUGCGCAUCGCGCUCAGCAAGCCCAAGAGCGUGAACUCGGACAGCCCAGAUGAGGCCGAAUGGAUUGAUGUCGAGAGCUGGGAUAGCCCGGGCAACGAGCUUGCCACGCUGGCGGCAACGGAGCUGCGGAAGGGAACUAGAGUGGCGGUCCAGGGGCGGCUCAAAAUCGACAAGUGGCAGGACCGGACGAGCGGCGAGACGAAAACCAAGCCCAAGAUCGUGGCUGACGACUUGGCCCUAGUCGCGGAACCUAUGGGCAUGGAAAACUCUCAAGCGGCGCCUAGUUACGCCUCCCAAGGAGGGGGUUUCGGUUCGGGGGGGUCCAGUUACGCCUCCACCUCAACCGCCGGCCCUGCUACAAGCGCCCCCUUAGGGCAACGCACCAAGGAGGAGAUGUGGGAGAGUUACUUCGCUGACCCGUCGCAGUGGUGGGAUAACCGGCAGGGCAAGACCAAUCCGCGCGCCCCCGACUUCAAGCACAAGGAAACCAAGGAGGCCCUGUGGAUCGACGACCGGCGCACGCCCCCGUACGUCCUGACCCGCCUGGCGGAGGAAACCCCGUCAGCGGGGCCUCAAAUGGAUUGGACGCUCGAGGAAAUGUGGGAGAACCUGUACGAAGACCCUGGGUCCUGGUGGGACAACCGGAGAAACAAGAAAUACCCGGACGCCCCCGACUUCACGCACCGGGAGACGAAACAAGGCCUCAAGAUCAGCGACCCGAACGCGCCCGACUACCUGGUGUCAAGAGAAGCGCUGGAAGACUUAGACGGCAGGUUUGCGUACGUCGCCGAAAUGGAGCGGCAAGAGUACAUGGAUCUGUGGGAGGACGUUUUCAAGAACCCGCACAAUUGGUACGACAACCGGGUCGGCAAGAGAAAUGAGAAGGCGCCCGACUUCGUGAACAAGGAGAACCGCGAGAUCGUCCUGUGGCUGACUGACAAGCGCAACACACCCGAGAUAUUAGAAAGAGUUUCCGGGGCCUUGAAAGACGUGUCUGGGGCGGGAGGGACUCGGCCGCCGGCGCAGCAAGCAUAUGGCUCAUAGUGUGUCCGGGAAUCGCAUAAAGCUUGUCGGAAGAGUGGUUUAGCUAGGUACUUGUUAUGCUAUUGAGAUGUAUUUACGUAGGUAAGGGGCCUUUCCUGGCAAAAAUGCACGGAAACAGUGGUCAUGAAUCAAGGAACUUGGAAGCGAAAAUCGGUGCUUGGAAUUAUCAAGGCAACAUGGAUGCAACCCUUAACUCCACUGAUGGACCUUCGAUGCCCUAGCGAGCUCUCUGCUCUUUGAGGAAAU
Molecule: messenger RNA, 1736 nt
Organism: Klebsormidium nitens
Lineage: Eukaryota; Viridiplantae; Streptophyta; Klebsormidiophyceae; Klebsormidiales; Klebsormidiaceae
Source: the annotation of a GenBank genome assembly